This is a messenger RNA of Gasterosteus aculeatus aculeatus (three-spined stickleback), 3340 nucleotides long. It is a transcript of the gene nadka, whose product is annotated as NAD kinase a. The record is from RefSeq and is a predicted model, not a curated record. Gene Ontology annotation, molecular function: NAD+ kinase activity. Gene Ontology annotation, biological process: NAD+ metabolic process; NADP+ biosynthetic process. NCBI's taxonomy places the organism in Eukaryota, Metazoa, Chordata, Actinopteri, Perciformes, Gasterosteidae.
CGGAAGUGAUGGGCUGACUGUUGACAGGUCUCUUGCAACGUAAGACGUGUGUCACCUAACGUUAACAUUAUAGAAAUUAUGGCGAGGCUUUGAUCCAACAGCAGUUCGCUGGCCUCCACACUUGUGUCGUCCCGUGUAAGGCUGUGAGUGAAAGUUUGCUCGCAGCCCGGCUGUCUGCGAUGGACCGCGGGGAGGAGGUGCGCGUGGAAGCUGCCCCGUACUGCUGCUCCACCUGUGAUGGAGGGGAGGCGUCCGGACGCAGCCUGGCGCGUCGCAGCAGAAAGACCCGAAGCCUGAGCAGCUGCUCGGCCGCCAGCUCCUCUGACUACAGGAGGCCUCAGUCACUUCAUGGACCGAGCCCCGUGACCAAGUUCGGGCCCAAGGCGUGCAUGCUGCAGAAUCCACACACCGUAAUGCACAUUCAAGACCCAGCCAGCCAAAGGCUGACGUGGAACAAGCAGCCAAAAAGUGUCCUUGUCAUCAAGAAGAUCCGCGACGCCAGCCUGCUUCAGCCUUUCAAAGAGCUCUGCGUAUUCCUCACCGAGAUGAAAGAUUUGAUUGUAUAUGUGGAAAAGAAGGUUCUGGAGGACCCAGCGAUUUUGGACGAUGAGAACUUUGGGACCAUUACUAAGAAAUUCUGCACUUUCAGAGAUGAUCUUGAUGACAUCUCCAAUCGCAUUGACUUCAUCAUCUGCCUCGGGGGAGAUGGGACUCUGCUGUACGCGUCUUCGCUUUUCCAGGAGAGCGUUCCACCAGUUAUGGCCUUUCACCUGGGCUCCCUGGGAUUCCUGACUCCUUUUAAAUUUGACACUUACCAGUCUCAGGUCACCCAAAUUAUUGACGGUAACGCUGCCAUCGUCCUGCGAAGUCGCUUGAAAGUCCGGGUGCUCAAAGAGAGCUGCGAGAAGAAGGCCAGAGUUGACGAAAAGUGCAUCGUCCUGACUAAUGGGGACACCGAAAGCAGCCGGAAAGCCGCCGAGUAUCAGGUACUGAACGAGGUGGUGGUGGACCGAGGACCCUCUUCGUAUCUCUCCAACGUGGACCUCUUCCUGGACGGACACCUCAUCACCACCGUGCAGGGAGACGGCGUGAUCGUGUCCACACCCACCGGCAGCACAGCGUAUGCGGUGGCAGCAGGAGCUUCCAUGAUCCACCCCAACGUGCCGGCCAUCAUGAUAACCCCCAUCUGCCCGCACUCGCUCUCCUUUAGACCCAUCGUGGUGCCUGCAGGGGUGGAGCUCAAGAUAAUGCUGUCCCGCGAUGCCAGAAACACCGCCUGGGUGUCAUUCGAUGGAAGAAAGAGACAAGAGAUCUGCCACGGGGACAGCAUUACCAUCACCACUUCCUGCUUCCCUGUUCCCUCCAUCUGUUUCCGUGACCCGGUCAAUGACUGGUUCGAGAGCCUGGCCCAGUGUUUGCACUGGAAUGUGAGGAAGAAGCAGAACCACAUUAGCUCAGAGGACGAGGAGUUCUGAGGCGCCAGUCUCUAAAGCACCCUUUAGUCUUUGGUUAAACCUACCCAAAAAACCAUUCUUCAUUUUUCAUCUUAACAGUUCAAUUUAUUUAACUUGUAUUUCAAAAUGCCCUUUCAACAGGAACUCUAUUUUGUUUUACAAUGCUAAUUCCCCCCAGCUGACCUGUCGUGUGCUCGCGUGCGUUUUCAUUAAUACUCCCAAUCAAAGUGCAACGCCGCCGCCGCUGCUGCUGCGAGCCUUAUUUACAUAACGCCACAGAGAGAAGAAGCUUAUCUACGGUCUAUUGUGUGAGAGGUGAGGACAGAGACCGGGGACAAUUCCAAUCUUGAAUGAUGUUGUUUUUUUUUUUGGUUUUUUUUAAGUAGAAUUUAUUCUAAAAAAAUACAUUUGAAAAAGGGUUUUUUCAGAUUCAAAUAAAUAUAAAUCGUAAUAUUUCAUUAAAAACUGUUUUUAAGGAGUCUGUAAAAUACCCUAGAAGAUAUUCUGACCUGUUCUAAUGUGUAAACGCGUUUUGAAUGGCAAAUAUUUGAAUGGCGUUUGUUGUUUUCCUUCCCUUGCAAACUGUUGAUGAAAUCCAAAAGCAGUUUGAAGGGUUGGUGGUUCGUCCAGUAAUCUGGAGGAAUGCGAGACUUCGGAGGAACUUGGACUAAAGGUCGUUGGUGGACGACCGUUGCAUUAGUCUGAAAAACUGCAGGGACACAUCUAGUACUUUAUAAACCAGUUAAUUCCUACAGCAGAGGUUAAGGAUUUUUUUUUCUAAAGCUCUUUCUAAAAAUGAAUGACAGAAAUGGUGUUACACAUUUUUUAGUUGCAUCUCGGGGGGGGGGAAGCUGAUUUACAGGAUAUCUACAUGGCUUUAGUGACCCAAAUGCACAGACUGUGCCUUACACACGCGUAUCAUUACUUUAUAGGAAUGUCAUUUUGGUUUACAUCACGUUGACGUCGUCACGCACUUCAUGUGAUUUGUGGAUUUUCAUUGUAGCCGCGUGUUGACUGUUGUCUUUGCCGUCUGCUGCACACGACACCAGGUUGGGUUAUUCAGUACGCGAUGACUCCCCUCUUUUGCAGUCAUGUAGUCCUUGCGGUGGAUCGUACAGCAGGAGGAAUCAUUCCAGGUCCCAUUUCUUCAGUGUCUUUAACGUCUGUUUUUAUAAAAAGCCAUUUAAGCCAUAGCUGAACUCUGUAGGUUUUAUAGACAAUGUCUGUGGGCUGCGGGGGAUUUAAAGAAGGAUUUUCUGUUGUGUUUUUUUUUUGAGUUUGUCCACCGCUACGUCUCUGCCACUGUAGUCUUUUUCUGAAACGUGCGGCUGAUCUGUUCACAUGUUUGUUAAUAAUACGUAUAUACACAUUCUAAACUGGCUCAACUAAACGUGUCCGAUGGAAAACAUGAAGACGGUGUCACCUGUUAGUGUAACGGUAACUAAAGUGGACCAACUGAGUUGUGAAAGGCAAUCAUUCCUUUAACUCAGCAUGUAUGUAUAUAUUGUAUGGGACGCUUGAGUAAGAUGGGUUUUGUAAAGUCAAUAUGUCUAUUAAUCAGUUUACAAUGUACAAUUGCUAAAAAUAAAUAUUUGAUACUUUUUUUACAUUAAUAAACUGUAUAAUUAAUUAAUUUUGGCAGUCCGGCUACAUUUCUAGAAGCACUUCUACAUUCUAAAUGCUUUCCAGGAUAACUUGAUAUCUAGUUUUCUGAAGUACUGCAACCCAAGAGUCAAGAGCUGAUGCGGGAGGCCAACAGCCAACAACAGCAAAAAUAACAGCUUUUACUUGUGACUGGAAUUGUCAACUCUUCUAACCCACUUUUGUAAGUUUUUCUAAUGCUAUUUUUUCCCAGAGUACUUUAAUAAACCACAUGUAGCUAGGGA